Molecule: messenger RNA, 1650 nt
Organism: Neoarthrinium moseri
Lineage: Eukaryota; Fungi; Ascomycota; Sordariomycetes; Amphisphaeriales; Apiosporaceae
Exons: 3
Coding region: 1-1650 (549 amino acids)
Molecular function (GO): oxidoreductase activity, acting on paired donors, with incorporation or reduction of molecular oxygen; iron ion binding; heme binding
Source: RefSeq, a predicted model, not a curated record
AUGCUGGAAAUAGUGGGUCCCCCGGACGAGGGGCUCCGUGGCCUGCUCUUGAAGUGUCUGGCAGUUGUGAUGAUCGCCAGUGCUGUCAAAUUCAUACAUCGUCUCUGCCAGGUGCGGAUGAUGGUUCGUCGGGCGCAGAACCAGCCGGGAGUGUUCGCCCUGCCGCAUUCAUUCAUCCUCGGCCAUCUGCCUGCGAUCACAAAGGUUGCCAUCAAACUCAAGAUGCCGCGAGAUGCUCACGGCCAGAGCAUGCCGCUGCUUAUAGCCCAGGCAUAUCCUGAAGUAAUGAAGGCGGGCUGCGUGUACAUGGAUGUUUGGCCCCUGAGCAAUCCCAUGAUCGCCGUCUUUCAUCCGGACCUUAUGGCUCAGUUCACCCAAGAGAACAGUCAACUCAAGCACCCGAACAUGAAAGCCGAGUUUGGUCCCUUCACCGGGGCCAAUGACCUGGCAUGCUCAGAUGGCAGAGAGUGGAGAGCAGAUAGGGCCAUAUUCAAUCCGGGGUUCUCCGCAAGGAACCUGCUGUCUCUGAUCCCUGCCUUUGUGGAGGAAGUCAUCGUGUUCAGGGACUACCUUAUAAAGUCCGCCCAGCAAGGAACAACGGUCAAUAUGGUGGACCUCACCACAAACCUGACCGUUGAUAUCAUCGCGAGGGCCGUCCUGGGUGCACGAGUACACGCCCAAGACAGGCCUGUCAAAUUCAUCACGUCGAUGCUGGAUCAAGUCGGGCUUCUAUAUUUCGAUAUUCAAUUCAGCAAGGCCCUGAAUCCUCUGAGGCCCCUCCGCCACUUUGUUCUCAACCGGGCCUUUCGGCAGGAAAUGAUGCCCUACGUCCAGAACGUGGUACAGAACUACGAAAAGAUGGAAGGCCCCAAGACGAUCCUCAAUCUGGCAGUCAAGUCUUAUGUCGAGGAAGUCCAGGAGAUAUCCACGCGAGGCCAUAUCCCGCCCGAGUUCCUUGACAAGGUCGUCAACCACGUCAAGAUGUUCCUCUUCGCAGGCCACGACACAACGGCAACAACGGUGGCUUACGCCUACUUUGCCCUAUACAGCCACCCGGAGAAGCUCGCGCUCUUGCGUGCGGAGCACGACGCAGUUUUCGGGGCAGACCUCUCACAGACAGCAGAGCGGAUCGCCGCCAACCCUUCCCUGCUGAACCAGCUGCCCUACACGCUCGCCGUGGUCAAGGAGACGCUGCGGCUUUGGCCCGUGGUGGGCACGGUACGUAUUGGCGAGCCCGGCUUCUCGCUGCGCCAUCCAGACACCGGGGUCGAAUACCCAGCCGAGGGAUUCAUGCUCUUUGGGUGCUCGGCCGCGGUCCAGCGCAACCCGUACUUCUGGCCCGAGCCGGACGCCUUCAUCCCGGAACGCUGGACGGUGCGCGACGAGAGCGACCCGCUCCGCCCGGUCAAGAACGCCUUCCGGCCCUGGGAGCAGGGCCCGCGCAACUGCAUCGGUCAGGAGCUGGCCAGUCUCGAACUCCGGCUCAUUCUCGCCCUGACCGUGAGGGAGUUCGACAUGGCGGCCGUAUACCCGGAGAAGGCCGAAACCUUCCUGGGCACCAAAGCCUACCAGGUCCAGCCGCCAGCGUGCAUCACCGCGCACCCCAAAGACGGCCUGCCCAUGCGGGUCAGCAUCAGGAAGACGGGAUGA